GACUUGACCUGAACCACCAGCUAUCGCAUGACUCCAAAAACACAUUAUUUAAGUAAGGUCCGGUAAUGUUCAGAGCAUGCCCUGUAUGAUUGAUGAUUCAUGCACUACGCACUGAAAUUGAAAAAUCAAAACCUUUGGUUCUUUUACUCCACAUAGCCAGCUGCAGGGGAUAAAGAUUAAAGAAGAUGAACGUAGUCCAAGGUAAUAGUGAUAACAAGGAUGAAGAUGGUCCACUUCCAGGAUUUCGAUUUCAUCCAACUGAUGAAGAGCUUGUGGGGUUUUAUCUUCGACGAAAAGUUGACAAGAAACCCCUCAGAAUCGAGCUCAUCAAACAGAUUGAUAUCUACAAACAUGAGCCAUGGGAUCUCCCAAAAACUAGCGUUGUGGGAGAUAGUGAAUCAUAUUUCUUCUGCAGACGAGGAAGAAAGUACAGAAACAGCGUCAGACCCAACAGAGUGACAGGGUCUGGAUUUUGGAAAGCUACCGGCAUUGACAAGCCUGUUUAUUCACAUGGAGGAGAAGGCCAUGCCUGCAUUGGUCUAAAGAAAACGUUAGUAUACUAUCGUGGAAGUGCAGGCAAAGGAACCAAAACGGAUUGGAUGAUGCAUGAGUUUCGCCUUCCCAGCAGUGACAGUAACACUAACACCUGCCUUUCCAAUCCCAAAUCUAUCGCACAAGAAGCUGAAGUAUGGACUAUAUGUCGAAUUUUCAAGCGGAACGUAUCACACAGAAAAUACUCAGCAGAUUGGAGAGAAGUCCCAGCUAAACGUCCUUCAACUGCCACACCUAGCUCUCAAACAUGCAGUGUGGAAUCCAAUAAUCAUGAAAAUUACAUUACAUUCGGUUCUCCAAAUGUUCAAAAUUAUGAUCAGAAGCCAUUUGUGAAUCCCAUCAAUGGAAGAAGUCAAUGGCAUGGAGAGCAAUUAAGUAGCAUAGCUCAACCUUCAUCAAUGGCAUCAUCUUCAAGCUUUUCAAAUUGUCCAGAUAAUGAUUUCUUCACACAUGCAAAUUGGGAUGAGCUCAAAUCGGUUGUAGAUUUUGCUUAUCUUGAUCCCUUUUUUAUGUAAAUGCUUAAUGAAUUUAUAGGUUUCAGUUGAAUUAAUUUUAAUGAGACUGUAUUAGUUGAUAAUUUUGAAAACUAUAGAACAUCGAUACACAUCCACAAUUGGCUUAGGCCAGUUUGUUGUUCCUCCUUAGGAGUAUUAACGUCCAAGGUCUCGUUCCCUUCUUGCUCUUGGAUUUCUUUGUAUGUGCAAAAAAACAUAA
Messenger RNA from Durio zibethinus, 1266 nucleotides. Its product is annotated as transcription factor JUNGBRUNNEN 1-like. The record is from RefSeq and is a predicted model, not a curated record. Gene Ontology annotation, biological process: regulation of DNA-templated transcription. Lineage: Eukaryota; Viridiplantae; Streptophyta; Magnoliopsida; Malvales; Malvaceae. Gene Ontology annotation, molecular function: DNA binding.